GCAUUUCAAUUUAUGAAUGGAUAAGGUGGCAUCGCUUAUUUUCAAUAAAAUAAAUUAGGUGCAAACGUCAUUUGCGUAGAACCGGCUGAGCUUUUGUUGUGGCACGUUAAAUAAAAGGAUUGUGAUAAUAAAUAAUUAAUAUUACGUUGAAGGCAGUUCAAAUAAAGGUUGGCUUGUAAUGAUUCGGUACUCUAUAUCAUUGGUCUUUUAAAGAGCAGACACAACUAAUUUGGGCCGCAGUGCAACGAAACAGCCAUAACCUAAAUGAACAACAACGUAGUGCAACCACAAAGUAUUAACGUCAUCAAUAUUAACUUAUCGCAUCUUAAUCGUUGAUUCAUUAUUGCCUUGUUACCUCAUAAAAAAAAAUGACUGAGAAAAUAACGAAAUUAGCGCUAGCUAGUCGAGUGAUUAUAUUGGUAUUGCAGUUAAUUGCAAACCACCUGAUGCCUGAUCACAAAUCAGAUGUAUUUCGUUCACCGAUUGCACAACAAACUCAAACUCAACAUGUAGGAGUACUCGAAACCAACGAAUUUAUCACCCAUAAUGCCACCGAAAAUUCUUGGCUAGAUCGCACAGUACAAUUUUGUCUUGGCGGCCUGCGUCACUGGGAUGGUGAAUAUUUUCUACACAUAGCAGAAUAUUCCUAUUCUUACGAGAAUACGCUCGCCUUCUACCCACUGUUUCCGCUGGUGGUACGUGCAGGCGCAAAUGCUUUGUUUGCGCUCAAUAUGGGCGUUUCCUUGCGUAGCUGGUGUUUGGUCGUAGCCGUAUUGGUUAAUGUAUUUUGCUUCUGCAAAGCAGCUAAUGCACUAUAUGCGCUCACACAGCGCAUUUUUAAGGACCCAAAUAAAAGUUGGAAUGCAGCAUUACUGUUUUGUUUCAAUCCAGCAUCAAUAUUCUUCACUGCCGCAUAUUCGGAGGCGCUUUUCUGUUGGUUAUCGCUACACUUGAUGUUGGAAUGUGUUUCCGAAUUUCGAUUUGCGCGCACCACAAUAACACUGGCACUCUCUAUUGUGAGCCGUUCAAAUGGUCUACUCAAUGCAGGCUAUCCCAUAUAUUUUAUGCUGCGGCACACCAUACUCAAGUCAUAUCAACGCUGUUUUGCUGCUGUAAAAAUAACACUUUGUCUGAUUGGUGCACUAACGCCGCUCACAUUCUUCUACUUUUACGCAUUCAAACAGUAUUGUGUACCGCAUCAUACAGUAGCGCAUUCAGAGGCUGUGCUGAACUAUGCACGUGAGAAAAAUUACAUUUUAGCUGGUCAUCGUAUGCCGCAAAACUCACCAUGGUGUGAUAAUACUUUUCCAUUUCCAUAUUCAUACAUACAAUCACACUAUUGGAAUGUCGGUUUUCUACGUUACUACGAGCUCAAGCAGUUACCGAACUUUAUGUUGGCUCUGCCUGUGCUCGCGUUCCUGCUGUAUCAUUGCUUUACGUAUUUUAGACAUUUCAUGCGUAUCCUACUGCCGCAUUAUCCUAACAUGCAGCUAUUAAAAGAAUAUAAAUCGUUGCCAUUUGUACUGCACGCAUUGGUUCUCACACUAUUUUGUACUUUUUUCGUGCACAUACAAAUAUCAACACGGUUAUUGUGCUCAGCUACGCCAUGUCUUUAUUGGUUUGCUGCCGAUCAGCUGCCCAAGACAUUUGAUCUAAUCAAAUUGCGCUCAAAAGCUGGUUCUAUACUAGUAUGGUUUACAAGUUACUAUUUAAUUGGCACAGCGCUCUUCUGCAAUAAUCUACCUUGGACGUAAGGUAAUGAAAGAUUUGGACUUUUAUAAUAUUUAAAUGCAAAACUUCGUGGCGAAUAUGUGUGCGCGUGACAGUGAGAGCAUUAUUAAAUUUAUGCAAAGCUUAGCAUCACAACAUCCUCAUCGCAUCAUCGGCAUUAGCACUCCAAAUAGCUGAACGCUCAUUAACCAAAAAAGUAAUUAAAAUAAAAUUUAAUAUCAAUCAAAUUGACUAAUUUAUUUAGCGCUUAUUUUUAAUUCUUUUUUUUUUUUAAUUAAUUAAUUAAUUUUAUCUUAAAAAAUUAAGACAUUGUACAUGUGCGGCCUUAUAAUAAGAAAGAGAAAUUAAGUAUACCAUAUAUAAAAAGUAUAACUGUAAGAGACUGCGUACUAGUGUACAUUAAUGCUGAAAGCCGUUUAAG
This is a messenger RNA of Bactrocera oleae (olive fruit fly), 2152 nucleotides long. RefSeq names its product phosphatidylinositol glycan anchor biosynthesis class V (gene PIG-V). Gene Ontology annotation, biological process: GPI anchor biosynthetic process. Gene Ontology annotation, molecular function: alpha-1,6-mannosyltransferase activity; GPI mannosyltransferase activity. The record is from RefSeq and is a predicted model, not a curated record. NCBI's taxonomy places the organism in Eukaryota, Metazoa, Arthropoda, Insecta, Diptera, Tephritidae. Gene Ontology annotation, cellular component: mannosyltransferase complex; endoplasmic reticulum membrane.